Molecule: messenger RNA, 264 nt
Organism: Knipowitschia caucasica
Lineage: Eukaryota; Metazoa; Chordata; Actinopteri; Gobiiformes; Gobiidae
Source: the annotation of a GenBank genome assembly
AUGUGGAGAGUGGAGCCUCGGUGCCACAGGCCCAGAGUAAAUAAUGUCAGCAAAGCCCUGACCCAACACAACAUUGCCUUAUUGAUCCCCACAGUGAUUUUCCAGAGCUGCCUUUCCUCCCUCAGUCAGAGCAGCAGCUUUGUCCAGAGCUGCAGCUUUGUCCAGAGCUGCAGCUUUGUCCAGAGCUGCAGCUUUGUCCAGAGCUGCAGCUUUGUCCAGAGCAGCAGAGACUUCGGGAGAGUCUCGUACAUGAAUGUGAAAUAG